Diatraea saccharalis (sugarcane borer) is the source of this 1523-nucleotide messenger RNA. The record is from the annotation of a GenBank genome assembly. Lineage: Eukaryota; Metazoa; Arthropoda; Insecta; Lepidoptera; Crambidae.
ACUAUAGUUAUGUCUAGGAAUUACAUAAAAGAGCUUUUGAAGCCUCUUCGUGAGAGUAAAGUAGUUGGUGGGUUCCUAAGGUGGUUAAAGCCUGCUGGAAGUGUUGAUACUGCAGGUGUUUGGGACGGGGAAAAUAAGGCUCCGGCGACUCGGAAUGGUGUUGCUCAAUACAGCACUGGAGUGCGAAAGGUGACACUAAUUCCUGGCCACGGCAUCGGGCCUGAAAUUACUGUUGCGGUGCAAAAAAUCUUUGAAGCUGCUAAAGUGCCUAUUGAAUGGGAUGAAGUGGACGUCACAGCUGUUAGGGGUCCAGAUGGCAAGUUUGGCAUUCCCCAAAAAGCUAUAGACUCAGUGAAUGCUAACAAAAUAGGCUUAAAGGGUCCCCUAAUGACUCCUGUGGGUAAGGGUUACAGAUCCCUUAACUUGGCCCUAAGGAAGGAAUUUGAUCUGUAUGCAAAUGUGAGACCAUGCAAGAGCUUGGAUGGAAUCAAAACAUUAUACGACAACGUAGACGUGGUGACCAUCAGAGAGAACACCGAGGGCGAGUACUCUGGCAUAGAGCACGAGAUCGUCGACGGAGUGGUGCAGUCCAUCAAACUGAUCACGGAGGAGGCGAGUAAGAGGGUGGCGGAGUUCGCGUUCCAGUUCGCCAGAGACAACAAGAGGAAGAAGGUCACCGCCGUACACAAGGCUAAUAUUAUGCGUAUGUCUGACGGUCUGUUCCUGAGGUGUUGCCGCGAGCUGGCCACCAAGUACCCCGACAUCAAGUUCGAGGAGCGCUACCUGGACACCGUGUGCCUCAACAUGGUGCAAGACCCCUCCAAGUUUGAUGUCCUGGUGAUGCCGAACUUGUACGGCGACAUAAUGUCGGACAUGUGCUCGGGGCUCGUGGGCGGGCUCGGCCUCACGCCCUCCGGCAACAUCGGCAAGAACGGAGCGCUCUUCGAGUCCGUGCACGGUACCGCCCCUGACAUCGCGGGUAAAGAUAUGGCCAACCCUACAGCUCUCCUACUCUCUGCCAUUAUGAUGUUGCGGCACUUACAACUCAAUGAACACGCAGAUCGCGUACAGAACGCUUGUUACGCAGUGUUGCGAGAGGGCAAGAGUCUCACAGGCGAUCUUGGAGGCACUGGAAAAUGCAGCGAAUUUACUAACGCUAUUAUUUCAAAAUUAUAAAAGAAUUGAUAUAUUUGAGCACGCAAUAUGCAUAAUUCAAUAUGUGAACUUUUUGAAGAUAAUGUGCUUAGAUUAUGAACUCAUUUGAAAAUCCUCGAAUACUAACAUGCCUAUAAUGAUGUAAGUUCUUAAUAGGUAAUUCAAUAUUGAAAAUCAUUAUACCAAAGCCUAUACCAGUAUAGAAUUAAAGUAACAAAAUAGCGAAAACAAUACUAUUUUGUGAUGAGAUUAUAAAUACGUGUCUUUUAAUUGUUAUGUAAAUAUAACUGGUUACGUAGUUUUAGAUUAUGCAUAUGAUGUUUAAAAGUCGAUUAAUUAAUAUUAUUUAAAUAUAUCAUACCAACCAC